Teleopsis dalmanni is the source of this 1631-nucleotide messenger RNA. RefSeq names its product obg-like ATPase 1. Gene Ontology annotation, cellular component: cytoplasm. The record is from RefSeq and is a predicted model, not a curated record. The transcript is spliced from 6 exons. Gene Ontology annotation, molecular function: ATP binding; ATP hydrolysis activity; GTP binding. Lineage: Eukaryota; Metazoa; Arthropoda; Insecta; Diptera; Diopsidae. Bases 186 to 1379 code for a protein of 397 amino acids.
GUUUCUUUUUGUGCAUGUGUGGCGCACGAUUUGACCGAUUCGGCAAAUAAGAGCGAGUUUUUGAUGUGUAGUAAAUACCAAUAAUAUAAUAAAUAAGUAUAUUAAGCAAUUUAAAGUUUUAUAAUUUAACAACUUAAAAUAAAUUCUGCAACUGCACUCGUUGUAUAACUUAACAUCGAAACGAAAUGCCACCAAAAAAGCAUGAGGAACAUGAGCGUAAGCCACUCAUUGGGCGCAUUGGCACAAAUCUACGAAUUGGUAUUGUUGGUGUACCGAACGUGGGCAAGUCCACCUUUUUCAACGUCUUGACGAAAAGUGCUGCUCCAGCUGAAAAUUUUCCUUUCUGCACCAUUGAUCCAAAUGAGAGUAGGGUACCGGUACCAGAUGACCGCUUCGAUUUCUUGUGUGAAUAUCACAAACCAGCUAGCAAAGUACCUGCUUAUCUUAACGUAGUUGACAUUGCCGGUUUAGUGAAGGGCGCUUCUGAAGGUCAAGGCUUGGGAAAUGCCUUCUUGUCACAUAUAAGCGCUUGUGAUGCUAUUUUUCAUUUAUGUCGUGCCUUCGAAGAUCCCGAUGUAACGCAUGUUGAAGGUGAAGUUAAUCCAGUGCGUGAUUUAGACAUUAUUUCAGAAGAAUUGCGUUUAAAGGAUGAGGAAAAAUUAAUGCAAAAUUUGGAUAAAUUGGAGAAAGUUGUAGCACGAGGUGGCGACAAGAAGCUUAAGCCAGAGUAUGACUCAAUGUGUAAGAUUAAAACCGUUUUGGUAGAUGAAAAGAAGCAGUUACGUUUUGCUGACUGGAAUGCGCAUGAUAUUGAAACCCUUAACAAAUAUCUUUUCCUUACAUCGAAACCAGUUAUCUAUUUAGUGAAUUUAUCGGACAAAGAUUUUAUACGGAAGAAGAAUAAGUGGCUACCUAAGAUUAAGGAGUGGGUAGAUCAGCAUGACCCUGGUGCAAUAAUUAUACCAUUUUCUGGAGCUUUUGAACAUGAAUUAUCAGAAAAAGACGAUUUGGAGCGCAAAGCAUACGAAGAUGAAGUGAAAUGCAAAAGUCAACUGGAUAAAAUUAUUAUUACUGGAUAUAAAGGAUUGCAGCUGGAAUAUUUCUUUACUGCUGGGCAGGAUGAAGUCAAAGCUUGGACCAUACAGAAAGGCACAAAAGCACCUGCUGCUGCUGGACGUAUACACACUGAUUUUGAGAAAGGAUUUAUUAUGGCUGAAGUAAUGCAUUACAAAGACUUCAAGGAGGAAGGUAGUGAGGCUGCAGCAAAAGCUGCCGGAAAAUAUAGACAACAGGGACGCAAUUAUACUGUCGAAGAUGGUGAUAUAAUAUUCUUUAAAUUUAAUGCAGGCGCUGGUUUAAAGGAUGCCAAGAAGAAAUGAUUGAAUAUCGCCCUGAUACUCUUCACCAUUUUUUAUCUAAAUAUGAUUUUCUAUUCUCAAAGCUUUUAUAUGAAUUAAGUUUAAACUAUUUUUGUAUGCAUUGCCUUGCAGUUACAGACGAAUUUUUGUAAAAUUAUUUAAAUUUUUAUAAAUUAUUCAAGUCACCCAUGUUAAAUAAAACAAACAGAGUGAAGUGGCAUAUCUGUUUUAUAAAGAAAAGUUUGAUCAGUUUGAAAAAAUAAAUUAAUAUUU